This is a messenger RNA of Phragmites australis (common reed), 1203 nucleotides long. RefSeq names its product Golgi apparatus membrane protein-like protein ECHIDNA. NCBI's taxonomy places the organism in Eukaryota, Viridiplantae, Streptophyta, Magnoliopsida, Poales, Poaceae. The transcript has 6 exons. Gene Ontology annotation, cellular component: Golgi membrane. The record is from RefSeq and is a predicted model, not a curated record. Gene Ontology annotation, biological process: protein secretion; vesicle-mediated transport. The coding region runs from base 250 to 804 and encodes 184 amino acids.
CAUUAGACUUUAUAGGUCAUCAGUUAUGCAAAAGCUACCCUAUCUCGAGAAAGAAUUGCACCCCUAUAGCGACUAGCCAUUAAUAUAUUUUGCAUUUAACCCCCUUCUAUUCUACACACCUUUCACUUUUGAUCCUCAUCGUCUCCCUCCCUCGUCGAUCUCGAGGGAUUCUCCUAGAAAAUCAGUAGAAUCCGGCGAAGCAGCAGCCAAGAUUCACUUGGCGAGAGCGAGGUGCGGAGGAAGAAUCCGAUGGAUCAGCUGCCCCAGGCAGUUAGCGAGAAUUAUGCAAAUCCAAAGACUUGCUUCUUCCAUGUGCUCUUCAAGGCAGCGGCAUUGGCAUUCUACAUAUUGUCUACGCUGUUCGUGAACAACUUCGUCAUCAUCUUUGUCAUUACUGUGCUCCUCGCAGCACUUGACUUCUGGGUCGUGAAGAAUGUCAGUGGCAGGAUACUGGUUGGGUUGCGGUGGUGGAAUGAGAUUAACGACCAGGGCGAGAGUGUCUGGAAGUUUGAGUGCCUUGAUGGAGAUUCUCUUGCUAGGAUGAACAAGAAGGACUCAUGGCUAUUCUGGUGGACUCUUUAUUUGACUGCUGCUGCAUGGAUUAUUCUUGGGAUAUUCUCACUCAUCAAACUUCAAGCUGAUUACCUUCUUGUCGUUGGAGUUUGCUUGAGCCUAAGCAUUGCAAAUAUUGUUGGGUUCACCAAAUGCAACAAAGAUGCCAAGAAGAACAUCCAGGAUUGGACUAGGAAUGCGCUUCUAUCGGAGGGUGUCAGGUCACGUCUGCAGUCUGCUUUCGGUGUCUGAACAGACAACCUAGUGUUACGUAUAGUGCUGUAGAAUUUAUGGAUAUGAUGAUGGCAUUUUUAUUUUGUUCCACUAGCCCAGUUUUUCUUCUCUACCCUAUACAUCUUCCUUUCCCCGAAUGCCCUUGAUUUUGUUCGAUUCAGUGCCACCAAAGAGAUUGAUCUUGUGACUAGAGCAUAAAUGGCACUCUCAAGAAAAGCACACCUCUCAGCAGUCAUACUCACUAGCUCUUGAUGAACUUUGAAGUUGGUUUGGCCUUCUUAUUGAUGGUGAUGUGUUGCUGCAUAACUGCAAAAUUAACUGUAAAACAUUCUGCUUGUGAUAGUUUGUACUCCCAACUGACGACUUGAAACCUUUUUCAUGUAUAGUAACAUAUAUAUAGUACUAUAUAGUUUACCC